Messenger RNA from Sycon ciliatum, 1628 nucleotides. Its product is annotated as putative glutathione-specific gamma-glutamylcyclotransferase 2. The record is from RefSeq and is a predicted model, not a curated record. The transcript has 3 exons. The coding region runs from base 170 to 769 and encodes 199 amino acids. Gene Ontology annotation, molecular function: glutathione specific gamma-glutamylcyclotransferase activity; gamma-glutamylcyclotransferase activity. Gene Ontology annotation, biological process: glutathione catabolic process. NCBI's taxonomy places the organism in Eukaryota, Metazoa, Porifera, Calcarea, Leucosolenida, Sycettidae. Gene Ontology annotation, cellular component: cytoplasm.
AUUGUAGAAUUCCAGAAGUAGAUUCCCAAUCUAUCUGCGGAUAGAUUCUGUAGUUUUCAGACGUAGUCUGUGCAGUUAGUUGCUCGCCGUCUUUUCUUUAUUGGUUCGGCGGGCUUCAGUUCGCUUUAGGUUAGGCGAGGGUUGUGCAAGCACCAGCAGAGUGUCAUCUAUGCCACCUCAUCCUGUGUUACAGCAGCGGUUGCAGAGUUGUGCGGAUAUGUCACCACUUUGGGUUUUCGGUUACGGUUCUUUGGUUUGGAAAGCUGACUUUCCCCACUCCGACAAGAAAGUUGGACACAUCUGUGGAUUCAUGAGAAGAUUCUGGCAAGCCAGCACGGAUCACAGAGGCGUUCCUGGAGCGCCCGGACGUGUCGUCACGUUGCUACCCUCUGAUCAGGAAACGACUUGGGGUGUUGCUUACAAAGUUGAACCAGAAGAUGCAGAAGAGGUCAUGUCUUAUCUAAACUUCCGUGAAAAGAAUGGGUAUGACAAGUACAAGGUUCCCUUUUAUCCACUGGGUGAAGAAACCAGCUCAAUGGAUGUCCUUGUAUUUGUAGCAACUCCUGACAAUGAGCAUUUUCUUGGAGCAGAGCCCCUCUGCAGUAUGGCGCAGCAAAUAGCAACAUCCGUUGGCCCCAGCGGUGCUAACACUGAGUAUCUGUUUCGCUUGGCUGAUGCAAUGCGAGAGCUGUGCCCUACUGUGCAGGACGAUCACUUAUUUGAACUAGAGCGCGCCGUCCGCAGCAUCCUCGCUGCGCCGCCUAGCUAGCCACGCACAUCUCCGUCAUGGGCAGCUGCCUGUCCUCAAGUCCUGUGAAACCUCAACGCAAGGUUACUGGUAGUGUAGUGGCAUAUGUGCUCCACUAGCACCUUGACUGAUACCUGUGCCUGAAUCCACCCAUCAGAUCGAGUAUGCUUUUAUUUUAUUUUAUUGAGCGCUGAACUAGAAAUCAAAGCAUGUCUACAAUCCCUAUAUUAUACGGUUAUCUCAUCCUCUUGGACCAUAUUUAUUUGCCAUAUUCAAGAUGAAAGCAGACUUAUGUAGAUCGCUACUGCUGGCUUGACAAUCAAGGGUGUCAAGUGUCGAAACUCUAUUUUCAAUACCCUAAUAAACAUGGAACCCGCAGCAAUUAUUUUCACACUACGCCUUCCCACAUUGCUGUUCUCGCACCGAUUGGUCGAGCCGAUGUGGUGCUCUAUAUUUAUAUUCCGGCAUGAGUUAGUUGCCUGUCCGUCGUGCGCCUAUUGCUGAUAUGGACCCUCUGGUCUUAAGUGAUUGUUCUGAAGACUGCUGUAUUUUGAUGUUGGCUUUUGGCCGGGCUUCCACUGUGCCACGUGUGUGCUUUCUAGGGAGAUGCUUUCACACGCGCGUUGCAUCCUCAGCCCGUUCUUAUAUUUUCUACUCUUUUAACUUAACCUUGCUGCCUCGUUGCCUUGCUCAUACCCUCUUGCUUCUCUUCUAUUUUAGCUAGUAGUGCAUCUGGUGCACUGAGCAGAAUAAUGAUUGUUCUAACUACAUGUAUUGCCAAGAGUUCAUAACCCCCAAUAUGAACUCUUGGUAUUAGGGAGGUUUAGUCCCACGUAAUCCGUGGGUACUUUACGUGGGUGCACCACGUGAUACUCAGUGA